UGCAAUUCUUAUUGGUGGAUCUGGGCAUUCUUGAAUUUCAAAUUUCUCUUUUUGAGCUUAAAGUUUUGAGCUUUUUGUUGUUUACAUAUAUAUAUGGUUGAUGGUUUUGUGAUGGUGUGAAUUGAAGUGUGAGUAUUAGAAUGGAAAAUUAUGAAAUUCUGGAGCAGAUUGGGAAGGGAUCGUUUGGUUCUGCUCUUCUUGUCAGACACAGACAGGAAAAGAAGAAAUAUGUUCUGAAGAAAAUUCGACUUGCUCGACAGACAGAGAGAACCCGCAGAUCUGCCCACCAAGAGAUGGAGUUGAUUGCCAAAGCAAGAAAUCCAUACAUUGUGGAGUACAAAGAUUCCUGGGUAGAGAAGGGAUGUUAUGUAUGCAUCAUCUUAGGGUAUUGUGAAGGAGGAGAUAUGGGAGAAGCCCUCAAGAGAGCAAAUGGAGAACUCUUCUCUGAGGAGAAGCUCUGCAAAUGGCUGGUGCAAUUGUUGAUAGCACUUGACUACUUACACACAAAUCAUAUUCUUCACCGCGAUGUCAAGUGUUCUAAUAUAUUCUUGACGAAAGAUCACGACAUACGUUUAGGUGAUUUUGGUCUUGCUAAAGUUUUGUCCUCCGGUGACCUAGCUUCUUCGGUGGUGGGAACUCCAUGUUACAUGUGCCCAGAGCUUCUUGCUGACAUACCUUAUGGUUCCAAAUCAGAUAUCUGGUCUUUGGGUUGCUGCAUGUAUGAGAUGGCUGCUCACAGACCUGCAUUCACAGCAUUUGAUAUGCAAGGUCUGAUCAACAAGAUAAAUAAAUGCAUAAUGGCUCCACUUCCCACAACUUAUUCUGGUGCAUUCCGGGGGAUCGUCAAGAGUAUGCUGAGAAAAAACCCUGAGCACAGACCAAAUGCUGCAGACUUGCUGAGACACCCCCAUCUUCAGCCUUACGUCCCGAGGAUUCAUCGUGCAUUGGAAAGCACUCGACAGAGCACUCGCCCUGUAAACAGCACUGGUUUCGACAACGUAAAGAGAACAAGAUUUGUCGAGCCUGAAAUUAGCAGUGAUAGGGCCUUGAAACCUGGUGUUUCUGAAUCAGAACUGGACUUUCCUUGCUUAUCUCUUAAAGCUCAAGAUGACAUGAUCUCUUCGAAUAAAAAUUUAUCGAAACCAUCCGUGGAAAGUCCUUCCAGUAUCCCAAAGUUUUCAGAGUCCCCGAGUCUUAUAAGUUCAAAUAAAACCUCUGCAGCUCCUAGGAAAGAGUCUCCUCCAUUGAAGAUAUCCACCCCCGGUUCAACUCGUGAACUUCUUCCGGUUUCACACACUCCGGUCAGCAAACGCUCACAAUCAGCGCGAAGAUCUUCUCCGCGAGUGUCAAACAAGCCUGCAAAGCUCGAGCCACGACGCAAACAUAAUGUCAUUAGUCUACUUUGCAGCGUGGACUCUCUUGAUGUGUCUGUGAAUGCUCCAAGAAUGGACAAAAUGGUGGAGUUUCCCAUCUCCACCCCGAAAACGCCAUCCACAACGUCUUCAGACUCGGGGGGUGAUCGCCUGAUAACGAAAGAAAUGUGCAUAGUCCCGAAACCAGAUGGCAAUGGAAGGGAAUGUUCAAAGGGCAAUCACAGAACUGGUGAAUUGUAUUCAGAUUCCUGCAGGCAGUGCUGCAGAUUCGACACCUCGUCGUUUCAGCAGCGGGCCGAGGCGUUGGAAGGCGUGCUCGAGUUUAGCGCACAGCUGAUGCAACAAGAGAGGUUUGAAGAGCUUGCAGUGUUGCUGAAACCCUUUGGGCCUGAAAAGGUUUCCCCUAGGGAGACUGCCAUUUGGCUCACAAAGAGUCUCAAGAACACAGCUCAACCUUGUAUCAUGUGAUUAAUUGUCUCUGCUGAUGUUAAUUAUGAUGAGUGCAUGGACCACUCUAAAGCUUGCAUUAUAUUUUUCAUAGCGUGAACUGUGAAGAAGGACAAGAAGAUAGCAACAAUCACUUGUUCAUGAAAGAUAGUAUAUACUACACAUGUUUCAAAAGUUGUUCUCAAAGUUGGCUUGUGAAGUUGGGGCAAUAAGUGUCAAUGUGUCAUGUUGAUUGAUCGAUCCUA
Messenger RNA from Ipomoea triloba (trilobed morning glory), 2065 nucleotides. Its product is annotated as serine/threonine-protein kinase Nek1-like. Gene Ontology annotation, biological process: protein phosphorylation. The transcript has 14 exons. The coding region runs from base 141 to 1841 and encodes 566 amino acids. The record is from RefSeq and is a predicted model, not a curated record. NCBI's taxonomy places the organism in Eukaryota, Viridiplantae, Streptophyta, Magnoliopsida, Solanales, Convolvulaceae. Gene Ontology annotation, molecular function: ATP binding; protein kinase activity.